This is a messenger RNA of Xenopus tropicalis (tropical clawed frog), 2062 nucleotides long. It is a transcript of the gene gpr4l, whose product is annotated as G protein-coupled receptor 4 like gene 1. The transcript is spliced from 2 exons. Gene Ontology annotation, biological process: G protein-coupled receptor signaling pathway; signal transduction. Lineage: Eukaryota; Metazoa; Chordata; Amphibia; Anura; Pipidae. Gene Ontology annotation, cellular component: plasma membrane; membrane. Gene Ontology annotation, molecular function: G protein-coupled receptor activity. The coding region runs from base 639 to 1685 and encodes 348 amino acids. The record is from RefSeq and is a predicted model, not a curated record.
UGUUUUCCCCAAAUUCCAAAUUAGGGUUUCUAUAGAAUCCAAUUCUGAUGUGUACCUUUUAUAUUAUAAUGUAUUAUGUGCCCUAUAUAUUGUUGCAGAAGUGUAAUUGUGCUAUUAAAUAUGUUGUUUUUCUUGGUUAAAUGCAAAUUUCCACUAAAGUAAAGCCCCACACAAUGUUCAAAAACCAUCUUUCACUCAAAUAAUAUGUGAAAUUCUGCCGGCAGUGAAAAGGUUUAAAACGUCCACCGGACAAGGUGUUUGUAGGAACGUAAUGUUAAAUUAAUCUAAAUUUAAGGAUUAGGGGAAAUCCCUACAAUAUGGACAAAAUGUGUAGAUGCUUUUACACCCUUGCAGGGUCUGUCUGGCAGCUUUGUUUCUUGCUCAUCUGGAGACUGAGCCACAAACUGGUCACAUGAUAUGGUGUGAGGCUGUGAGACUGGUUUGUCUUCACUGUGGGUGAGACAGUUUGUGUGUUUUUGAGACAGACUGAGAGUAAGGGAGGCUACUUGCAUGUGUGAGCGUGCAUUAAUUGAGGGCAUUGCUACCUGUGGCUCCUGCACCAGGGGAACCCACCAAACUUGUCUGAGCUCCUCUCUAUAUUCCCCUUUAGGAGAAGGUAGUUACCAAAGAAAUUCUCUAUGGCGUGUAAUCAGAGCUGUCAAUACUAUGGUAAUUAUGAAACCACUUUAUUCCCUGUAAUCUACAGCCUGGUUUUCCUCUUUGGCCUUGUUGGAAACUUGGCAGCUAUUGGUAUUAUUGUCCAACAUGUGAAGCGUGGGAAAAUUCUAGGUGUCUAUCUGGCCAACCUCUGCGCCUCAGAUUUAAUGUACAUUUUCACACUACCCGUUUGGAUUGCUUAUACAGCAAAGGACGACUGGGUUUUUGGGGCUCUGUCUUGUAAGAUUGUGGGCUUCUUCUUCAAUGCCAACCUAUACACUACCAUUGCUUUUCUCAGCUGUAUAGCUAUGGAUCGUUUUGUGGCCACAGUGUUCCCUUUUCAGGCCAGGUCCCUUAGAAGUAUGAAAACUGCCCUGAUAAUAUGUGCUGGUGUCUGGCUGAUCAUCCUGGGAACUCACUGUGUAUUCCUUGGGCACGAUGAACUGUUUCUCUCCAGCCAAAAUGUACAACUUUGUUAUGAAAAAUACCCUAUGGAUGAAUGGAUGGCUCAUAUCAAUUAUUUUCGCAUAUUUGUGGUCUUCCUGAUACCCCUGGUUCUUUUAAUUGUCUCCUACUGCUCUGUUGGUCGAGUGGUUCAUCAGAGUACAAGUUUGGAGAAGGAGCAGAAACGGAAGAUCAUUGGCCUCCUAAUGACAAUGAUGGCAAUCUUUAUCAUCUGCUACCUCCCUUAUCAUGUGGUGCUCUUCAUCCGUUCGUAUAUCAGUGAUAAAGACAUGUGCACAUGCCCCCUAGAAGUCAAAGUCCGCCCAGCCUAUCGUAUCUCCUUUUGCUUGACCAGCCUCAGCAGUGCCUUGGAUCCAUUCAUUAAUAUCUUUGUUAGCGACAGCAUUAAGCAGGAUCUACUGAAGGAAAUUAGGGCACUGUGGGCUGGGUUUAGGAUUUUACGUCAUCCACGAGAUUCUUUAAGAAGGAGGUCAUCAAAAAUGACGGGCUAUAACACUGUCACCCAUAACAUAGAAAACGACAAUCUUUUGAUUGAACACAAAAAGGAAGAGACUGUUUUGUGAAUGUACUGGCGUGAAACCUCUGCAAUUUAUCAGUGUUCGAUGUUGGCCGCUGCAGUUUUUCUCUCUCCACAAAUAGGUACCAGUACAUGAGCAUUUCCUUCAACUGUGAAAUUCUUCAGUUACUAUAUGGUAUCUUUUUAAUGUUUAUCUUAACUAUACAUUUUUAUAAAACAUUAUCCCUGUUGCAAAGAAAGAACAGAAACCGUUGUACAAUGACUUUCCUUCAUUUAUUUUUCAGAAAGGUAUAAAGCCAAGACGUUGCUUAUAGACCUCUGGUAAUGUGUUGUUUAAUUUGAACUCCUAAUGUCUGCACAGGGUACAUACUGUUUUCUCCCUAAUAUCUGCAUUUUCUGUACAAUAAAAUACAUUUUAUUAAA